Messenger RNA from Penicillium canescens, 2337 nucleotides. RefSeq lists its product as uncharacterized. Gene Ontology annotation, cellular component: cell surface; extracellular region; plasma membrane. NCBI's taxonomy places the organism in Eukaryota, Fungi, Ascomycota, Eurotiomycetes, Eurotiales, Aspergillaceae. The record is from RefSeq and is a predicted model, not a curated record. Gene Ontology annotation, biological process: osmosensory signaling pathway via Sho1 osmosensor; signal transduction involved in filamentous growth; fungal-type cell wall organization. Bases 1 to 2337 code for a protein of 778 amino acids. The transcript is spliced from 2 exons. Gene Ontology annotation, molecular function: osmosensor activity.
AUGCCUCCCGAAAACAUCUCCAUUUUCAUCACUUUUCUCUUUAUAUACUGUAUGAAGCUCGUGGAAGGUCAAGAUAUCCCUCAUGCACACAUGGAACGGCCGCGCGGGUGCCAGCAAGAGUUAGUCAAACGAAGACUUCCCAACGGCCAUCAUACCGCUAUUUCCGGCUCGCAUUCUCUCCCAAACGCUGCGCUAAGCGACCCCGUCUCUAUCCAGAACUCUCUCCCUCAACCUCGGGUUUUGUCUACCCUUAAGAGGCCGUCUCUCGCUCAUAGUCAGCAAGGGGAAAAACCUGUUGUUGAGACCGCUUCUGUCGACCUCAGGAGCUCUGACGUCUCUCACCGUAUCACAGGUACUACAAUCAUCAAGGGCGAUCCGGCUGCUACUACCAGUGCAGCGCCCAAAGGAAUCAGGGUUUCGAGGACUGAAAAGGCUCGCACAAACUAUGAGACUGCAUCUACCGAUGCGAAAAGUACGAGCAAGCAGGGGCCAACGUUUGGCUCAUCAGUCACUGCUUCAAUAACACUUGCUUUAUCUACUUUACCAACAUCACCCCGUAGCAAUCUCGUAGGUGACGUGGAUGCUGGUGUGCACAACUUCAUCGGUAGCUCGACUAGCAGCUCCACAUCCUGGAGUGUCGCUGCUGUUACCCCCUGUACGGACCCCUUCGCCAAGGUGCUAAAUACGUCGAGUUCCUAUGCUUGGGCUACAUCCACUGCUCCCUUGCUGCGUAUUUUGAAUUCGGGUCUGGAAAGCUUCCUCGGUUCCCCGACCAGUGGCCCCAACUCAGUGAGGCUCACUAAAGUUAGCUACUCUAGCAAUCAAACUACUAGCUCCGGCGAUUCCAGCAAUUCGAAUUUCCUAGGCCAGAUCAUGACAAGCUCCGAAUCGGGAUUCUUUGACCUAUUGGGCCAGACUGACAAGGCAUCCACUGGAAGCAGCACCACUUCAAAUCCAUCUCCUGGCACUUCAAAGUCAUCCUCUAGCGCUUCUAGUCCGUCGACUAUUCCAGUCGUCUUGUUUGCUUCCACAACUCCCUUGCUCUCACCCACUCCCGCUCCCAUUGAGACUUCAGUUUCUGGUGGAAUGCUCGGCGAACACCUAUCCGGCGUUGAAUCUCUGCUUAGUGCUGAAUCCCCAGAGGCUAGUUUCACUGCCCUUAGUGUGACAGCGUCGAUGCUUGACAGCAAUCUGUUGUCGUCAAACUCGACCUCCUUCAACUCUGGUUAUACUACCCCCAUUGCUUCUAAAUCUGACACUAGCCCUGGCACCGGUUUUGGCACUGGCACAUGUUCUAGUACCACGUCGGCUACACUCUCGGGAAUCACCGCCUCUGUUCCUAAGAGCGAUUCUCCCAACACUUCUGUCUUCCUACAUGGAUCAACCAGCGAUUUGGAUAUAAGCAAGCUCCGUGUAAAGACAGAGUCUUUUCAAUCUAAACUGGCUACGCCUUCCAACUCCAACGAUAAUGACUGGAUGCCAUCGACCCUCCUUUUACUGCCUAGCAUUCCAGUCAUCGAAAGCUCGACCUCCGGCCUGACCGAGAAGCCAAAGAAAACUCAUCUUCCUGGCUCUAUCACCCCAUCGGACGAAGUUACCGAGGCUCCGUCCGACUCGAUCCUGCUUCAGCUUGGAUUCGACGGCCAGCUGCCGUGGCCAUUUGUUGCAACAACCCCUCUGUCCUCGUCACAGAUAUUCAAAUACACCCCUCAGGCUAUUGAGAAUGCUUUGCCACAUCACCCUGUCAAGGAUAUCCCAGUGAUGUUUGCACUUCAGCCUUACUAUAACUGGCAAACCGCCGGCUAUAACGCUACCCUCGCAAUCUUCUACUUCCCUCGUGACAAAGCCAACGCACUAAGAGAUCUCAAGGUCAACCCUAACUCUGCUCUUUACAACCAGACAAAUAAGAAUAUCAAGUUACUAAUGGCCAUGGUUGACCCGACAAUCCCUCUCGAGUUCUCCGGUAACUAUCCCAUUGGUGACAGCAACUCAACCGCCGACGGCGGCGGCACCGGCAGUGGUCACAAUGGUGGCCCGGUGAGUGGUAAUAUCAACAGCGAUGGCUCAGCCAGUAAUUUUAAGAUCAAAGCUAGCUCCAUAGGAGUUGGCCUCGGGGCUGUGGCCGGUGCUGGCGCUUACGGUGCCGGUAUGUUCUGGGUUGCCCGUCACUAUCGCAAGAGGAAACAGUUUCACCAGCGCUCCGGCUCUACUGUGAAUCACAUGUGCCAGGGUAAUUCAGUUGAUAGGCGUGCCCACAGCCCAGUCAGCCGUGGACAUGGUCGCUCUCAAAAGAUUAGCGCGCCGACUAUGGCGGAAAACUCACUAGGGUGGGACUAG